This is a messenger RNA of Alternaria conjuncta, 996 nucleotides long. RefSeq lists its product as uncharacterized. Lineage: Eukaryota; Fungi; Ascomycota; Dothideomycetes; Pleosporales; Pleosporaceae. The transcript has 2 exons. Bases 1 to 996 code for a protein of 331 amino acids. The record is from RefSeq and is a predicted model, not a curated record.
AUGAUGCGAUCGUACGGACGACAGGACUUGGAAGCGGGUCCUCUUGAGAAACGGGCGUGGACGCUUCAAGAGCGCUAUCUUGCGCGGCGUUUCCUCGCGUUCAUGCCGCAUGGUAUCACGUGGACCUGCAAGACAACUUCGCUAGAUGAGGAAGGGCGUACAUGCACUCAAUAUAUCCGCUCCGAUGACUGGUUCAAGCUAUUAGAGAACUAUACAAACAGAGCUCUGACAGUUCCCUCAGAUCGUCCCAAGGCUAUCAAAGGAAUGGCCGAAGAGAUCCAAAGUUCACGGAAAGAUCGAUACACGCCAGAGUACGGUGUGUGGGAAGAGGGACUUGUACUUCAGCUCCUUUGGAGGAGUGAUGGCCCACACUUUGACGACGGCAAGUUGCCUCAUAUUCCAUCAUGGAGCUGGAUUGCCACGAAGGAUGUCAAGGCAUGGCCAGUCCAUUUCAAUCGGGGAUUUCAUGGAAAGUUCGAGCACUCAGAUGACAUGCCGGAAGAAUUGGUGAUUACCCCUGAAGGCGACCUGCGCUUAUUUGGACACUUGAGUACUAAAGAGCGGGCUACAAGCUACGCACGCCACGCAUGGACUGUGGAGGACCUCGACCUUGGAGUCCUGCCAGAACUUCACGCCCCUUUCUAUGGCACAGAAGUUGGACGAGGCGAACAUAUUCAUCAUGUCAUCACGCAAGACAUGCAUGACGCUUGUCACCAGACAGUUCUGGGGAUCCGCAAGAAGGCGGAGUGGGAGGAAGUCCCAAACGAGGAGGAGCUCCAAGACGAUAAUUUCCAUGAGCAGAAUCACCUCAACUUUGACACGCCAUCGUCAGAACAGGACGACGACGAUCCCAAUCCCAAUCCCUUCCCUAAAUGCAUUAUUAGGGCCUACGACUGGUCAAAGACUUUCGCCGUAAUGGAUGCUCCAUUCGUGGAAGAGCAGACUGUCGUAGGAAGUAAUCCCCCUGACUUGCGCGCUAAGACUAAUGUUCGAUAG